AUGGAGGGAAAUGGUCAUGCGAUAAUAUCGGCUCCAUCGGUUAUAUCUGACCAAAAGGAGUUGAGAAGUUUAGUAGAGGAUCAUUUAUUGAAAUUGAGUCAAGAUCUUUUCGAAAUGGAAAUCUGUGCUGGGGAAGUUGGAGAAGGUAUGGAAGGUGCUGUUCCUAGAUUAUUAGGUGAAAUCAACAAAUCUUUAUUACAACUAAAUCAAUUAUCUAGUCAAAUGACAGAUUCCGUUCCUAAUCAAAUUGUAGACAACAUAGAUAGAAAUAGAAAUCCACAUUCAUAUACUAAAAACACACUUUCGAGAGCUACAGGUGAGAAUCAAUAUGCUCUAGGACGUGUAUUAGGAUUAGAAAGCUUUAGAAAUCAACUUUAUUCUUCGAUAUCUGAAUCAUUCCCUCAAUUACCUUUACCUGAAAGAAGACAUCAACCUAUUCCUAACCGAAUUGAAAAAGAUGAAUUUCCAGCUGUACCUCCUCCUAUGAGAUAA
Tremella mesenterica DSM 1558 is the source of this 492-nucleotide messenger RNA. RefSeq lists its product as uncharacterized. The transcript is spliced from 4 exons. The record is from RefSeq and is a predicted model, not a curated record. Gene Ontology annotation, molecular function: transcription coregulator activity. Lineage: Eukaryota; Fungi; Basidiomycota; Tremellomycetes; Tremellales; Tremellaceae. Bases 1 to 492 code for a protein of 163 amino acids. Gene Ontology annotation, cellular component: mediator complex. Gene Ontology annotation, biological process: regulation of transcription by RNA polymerase II.